GGGAGAGCGGAUAUAGUGGAUGCAGGGUCCGGGAGAGUGGAUAUAGUGAAUGCAGGGUCCGUGGAGAGCGGAUAUAGUGAAUGCAGGGUCCGGGAGAGUGGAUAUAGUGAAUGCAGGGUCCGUGGAGAGCGGAUAUAGUGAAUGCAGGGUCCGUGGAGAGUGGAUAUAGUGAAUGCAGGGUCCGGGGAGAGCGGCGGCUAUAGUGGAUGCGGGGUCCAGGGAGACCAGAUAUAGUGAAUGCAGGGUCCGGGGAGACCAGAUAUAGUGAAUGCAGGGUCCGGGGGGGGGGGGGGGGGACCAGAUAUAGUGGAUGCAGGGUCCAUGGGGGGACCAGAUAUAGUGGAUGCAGGGUCCGGGGGGGACCAGAUAUAGUGAAUGCAGGGUCCGGGGGGGACCAGAUAUAGUGGAUGCAUGGUCCGGGCCUGCAGAAGUACAUGGAUUUGGGAUCAUGGGGUCUGUAUAUAAAACGUAUGCA
This is a messenger RNA of Staurois parvus, 475 nucleotides long. NCBI's taxonomy places the organism in Eukaryota, Metazoa, Chordata, Amphibia, Anura, Ranidae. The record is from the annotation of a GenBank genome assembly.